AUGUCCGGCAACCAGGGCGACCAGAACCAGCAGUUCACGAUCCAGCCGCACCCGGCCACGACGAACGACCCGCGCGACCUCGUUGGCGAGGUUCAGGGCGGAGCCAACGCUUUCAACACGCCGGGCAUCCAGCAGAUCCCGGACAAGGUUGCCGCCGCCCUCGAGAAGCCCAAGACCCGCGACGAGCUUGAGGCCCGCACGAAGGAGCUCAACAAGUAG
Cutaneotrichosporon cavernicola is the source of this 219-nucleotide messenger RNA. RefSeq lists its product as uncharacterized. Lineage: Eukaryota; Fungi; Basidiomycota; Tremellomycetes; Trichosporonales; Trichosporonaceae. The transcript is spliced from 3 exons. The coding region runs from base 1 to 219 and encodes 72 amino acids. The record is from RefSeq and is a predicted model, not a curated record.